Messenger RNA from Paralichthys olivaceus (Japanese flounder), 2853 nucleotides. It is a transcript of the gene hspa1b, whose product is annotated as heat shock protein family A (Hsp70) member 1B. The record is from RefSeq and is a predicted model, not a curated record. Gene Ontology annotation, cellular component: blood microparticle; plasma membrane; vesicle. Gene Ontology annotation, molecular function: ATP binding; ATP-dependent protein folding chaperone; ubiquitin protein ligase binding. Lineage: Eukaryota; Metazoa; Chordata; Actinopteri; Pleuronectiformes; Paralichthyidae.
AGCUGCACUACGUCACUGAGCUCGGGGAGGAACUUGGGGAGGAGCUUGGGAGGAGCUUGGGGAGGAGCUUGGAGUGUUCUGGAAACCCGGCUGUAACAAUAUAAACAGUGGCUGGAGUCAGAGCAGGCAUGAGUUUCAGASGAGAGGCACAAAACAAGAAGCUGAAACAAGAGUCUGCUGAGAUCCUUCAACAUCUCGGAGCUACACAUUAUCUCUGAAAGAACAAACAGGAUGUCUUCAGCGAAGGGAAUAUCCAUUGGCAUUGAUUUGGGAACCACCUAUUCUUGUGUUGGGGUUUUCCAACAUGGCAAAGUGGAGAUCAUUGCCAACGACCAGGGCAACAGGACAACUCCCAGCUAUGUGGCCUUUACRGACACAGAGAGGCUCAUUGGAGAUGCUGCCAAGAACCAGGUUGCCAUGAACCCCACCAAUACAAUAUUUGARGCCAAGCGACUAAUAGGAAGAAAGUUUAAUGACUCCAUCGUCCAGUCCGACAUGAAACUUUGGCCUUUCAAGGUGAUCAGUGAUAACGGAAAGCCCAAAGUUCAGGUGGAGUAUAAAGGCGAAACCAAGGCCUUCUACCCUGAAGAAAUCUCGUCAAUGGUCCUGGUUAAAAUGAAGGAGAUAGCUGAGGCCUACCUGGGACAAAAGGUUUCAAAUGCAGUCAUCACAGUGCCAGCUUAUUUCAAUGAUUCUCAGAGGCAAGCCACUAAGGAUGCUGGAGUGAUCUCUGGUCUGAAUAUUCUGAGGAUCAUCAACGAACCCACAGCAGCAGCGAUUGCCUACGGCUUAGAUAAAGGUAAAAGAGGAGAGCGCAARGUGCUCAUCUUUGAUCUCGGUGGAGGCACCUUUGACGUGUCCAUCCUGACCAUUGAGGACGGCAUCUUUGAGGUAAAAGCCACUGCAGGAGACACACACCUUGGUGGGGAGGACUUUGACAAUCGGAUGGUCAGUCACUUCCUCGAGGAAUUUAAAAGAAAGUACAAGAAAGACAUCAGCCAAAAUAAGAGAGCAGUUAGGAGACUGCGCACAGCUUGUGAGAGAGCGAAGAGGACCCUGUCCUCAAGCACCCAGGCCAGCAUUGAAAURGACUCUCUGUUUGAGGGCAUCGACUUCUACACCUCCAUCACAAGGGCACGCUUUGAGGAGCUCAACUCAGAUCUCUUCAGGGGAACACUGGAGCCAGUGGAGAAAGCCCUACAAGAUUCCAAGAUGGAUAAGUCCAAGAUCCAUGAAAUCGUCCUGGUUGGUGGCUCCACAAGAAUUCCCAAAAUCCAGAAGUUCUUGCAAGAUUUCUURAAUGGCAGAGAACUGAACAAGAGUAUCAACCCAGAUGAAGCUGUGGCUUAUGGUGCAGCAGUCCAGGCUGCUAUCCUCAUGGGUGACACUUCGGAGAACGUCCAAGAUCUGCUGCUGCUGGACGUGGCUCCCCUGUCUCUGGGUAUUGAGACUGCUGGUGGAGUCAUGACACCUCUGAUCAAACGCAACACAACUAUCCCCACCAAGCAAACCCAGAUCUUCWCCACCUACUCAGAUAACCAYCCUGGUGUGCUAAUUCAGGUGUAUGAGGGCGAGAGAGCCAUGACCAAGGACAACAACCUCCUGGGCAAGUUUGAGCUCGCUGGCAUCCCUCCUGCUCCCCGAGGCGUACCGCAGGUGGAGGUAACUUUCGACAUUGAUGCCAACGGAAUUCUGAACGUGUCUGCUGUCGACAAAAGCACCGGCAAAGAAAACAAAAUCACCAUCACAAAUGACAAGGGCCGCCUCAGCAAACAGGAGAUUGAGCAGAUGGUACAGGAUGCUGAGAAGUACAAGGCUGAUGACGAGCUGAAGAGGGACACGAUUUCAGCAAGGAACUCACUGGAGAGUUACGUUUACCACAUGAAGAGCAGCGUUGAGGAUGACAGUAUGAAAGGAAAGAUUCAGGAGGAGGACAAAAAAAUUGUCAUUGACAAGUGCAACCAGACAAUCUCCUGGCUGGAGAACAACCAGCUGGCAGAGAAGGACGAGUAUGAGCACCAGCAGAAGGAACUAGAGAAGGUGUGCAAUCCGAUUGUGACAAAGCUGUACCAGGGAGCGGCACCACCACCAGGAGGCAGCAGCGGCCAUGCAGGAGGCAACGCUCAGGGUCCCACUAUUGAGGAGGUGGACUAAUAACAUGAAAGUCAUGUCAAUAUUUCACAUGGCUAUGAUGUUUGAACAUUAAAUUGAGUUUUCUUUCCUCGUUUGCAUCCACUUUUACUCAUUAUUUCUGCUUUGUUCACUUUUCCUUGUGUCCACUCACAUUGUAUUUUAAAUAAAGUUUUAUGAAAACAUCAAAGUAUUUGAGACGUAUUUUCAAAAACUGUUUUACAAAAUUUGCUCCUGGAAUUGAAAACAAAGGCCCUGCAGUCAGGGAAAUAAUGGUCCUAUUUUCUGAGAGCAGAGACCACAGGAUGGAAUUAAACCUUGAAUUUGAAUUCUUGAACUGCACUACAAGCAUGAGGCCUGAAAACAAYGUGUAGUAUUCAAAUCUGGAUCACAGAAAACAGAGAAUGGGGGUCUCAGCCUCAGCCAUGGCCCUGAAAGACAGAAUUGGUGUCAUYUUGCACACUGUGAGRCAAAAAAGGCAGACUUGGUCAUUUCUUUCAUGUGCUGAUAAAAAGAGAGGGUGGGAUCAAAAGAAAAGUAAAAAGGAGGGAAAAGCCAAAGGAAAGAAACUUCUUCAACAGGAUUUUASCCUCUCUAACCCUAAAGCUUUGAUGGUGGUCCAUCCAAAUCCAUGUUUCCUGAUGCAAUGUUACAGCUAAUGGUCUGAUAGUUCAGCCUGUGACUCAGUUAUAUGACUCUGUAUCCUGAGGUCUUUCUUUCACU